GAGAGUCUAACCAAGAUAGCCAGCCAGACAGAGCACAAGAUAUGUACAACAUAUGCACACCUAAAAAGUAAACUUUCAUGUGUUAUAUAAUAAAUUAGCUUGCGUGAGUCCCCCAUCCAGUACAUUGUCCCGUCCACCAGGCUCAGCCCAGCAAUAGGUCUGCUGGCCUGGCCCGCUCAGGCAUCACACACAUCAGGCUGCAUGAGUUCAUUGUGUGCUGCACAUCAUGGUAUUACAUGUAUAUCCAUAAGAUGUUUAUUUCAAGGAUUAUGAGUGCUUGAAGAACAGCUAGUUGUGGCCCCCCCUGAGGGAGCCCUUGUGGUCAGAACACCCGCCCUUCAGGGGUUCAAGAUCAUGUGGGAUGUGCUCACUACUCCAGGUCCAUAACUCUUAGAGAAUGAACUCCAACACUUAAGCCCUGAACUUAGAUAUUUAGAUGAAUUGUAUGUUUUUAAUCAGUUUGUCAUAUUCCAACUUUGCCCUGAGAGUCAGUUUUUUACUUAGUUUUUAACCCGUCCGCUGCGAUUGGCACGGACUUGGCUUUCACUGGUAGCCUGGUAACGUAUAGUCCCAGGUCUUUCUCUGCCUCUGUGGUGGAUAGUGGAGUGUUUCCCAUGUGGUAUUGGUGUGCUGGAUAUCCCUUCACUGGUAGCCUGGUAACGUAUAGUCCCAGGUCUUUCUCUGCCUCUGUGGUGGAUAGUGGAGUGUUUCCCAUGUGGUAUUGGUGUGCUGGAUAUCCCUUCACUGGUAGCCUGGUAACAUACACUCCCAGGUCUUUCUCUGCCUCUGUGGUGGAUAGUGGAGUGUUUCCCAUGUGGUAUUGGUGUGCUGGAUAUCCCUUCACUGGUAGCCUGGUAACAUACACUCCCAGGUCUUUCUCUGCCUCUGUGGUGGAUAGUGGAGUGUUUCCCAUGUGGUAUUGGUGUGCUGGAUAUCCCUUCACUGGUAGCCUGGUAACAUACACUCCCAGGUCUUUCUCUGCCUCUGUGGUGGAUAGUGGAGUGUUUCCCAUGUGGUAUUGGUGUGCUGGAUAUCCCUUCAUUGGUAGCCUGGUAACAUACACUCCCAGGUCUUUCUCUGCCUCUGUGGUGGAUAGUGGAGUGUUUCCCAUGUGGUAUUGGUGUGCUGGAUAUCCCUUCACUGGUAGCCUGGUAACAUACACUCCCAGGUCUUUCUCUGCCUCUGUGGUGGAUAGUGGAGUGUUUCCCAUGUGGUAUUGGUGUGCUGGAUAUCCCUUCAUUGGUAGCCUGGUAACAUACACUCCCAGGUCUUUCUCUGCCUCUGUGGUGGAUAGUGGAGUGUUUCCCAUGUGGUAUUGGUGUGCUGGAUAUCCCUUCACUGGUAGCCUGGUAACAUACACUCCCAGGUCUUUCUCUGCCUCUGUGGUGGAUAGUGGAGUGUUUCCCAUGUGGUAUUGGUGUGCUGGAUAUCCCUUCACUGGUAGCCUGGUAACAUACACUCCCAGGUCUUUCUCUGCCUCUGUGGUGGAUAGUGGAGUGUUUCCCAUGUGGUAUUGGUGUGCUGUAUAUCCCUUCACUGGUAGCCUGGUAACAUACACUCCCAGGUCUUUCUCUGCCUCUGUGGUGGAUAGUGGAGUGUUUCCCAUGUGGUAUUGGUGUGCUGGAUAUCCCUUCACUGGUAGCCUGGUAACAUACACUCCCAGGUCUUUCUCUGCCUCUGUGGUGGAUAGUGGAGUGUUUCCCAUGUGGUAUUGGUGUGCUGGAUAUCCCCUCCCAAGGUGCAGGACUUUACAUUUUUCUUCAUUGAAUUGUAGCAGCCAAUUCUUGUUCCAUUCCUAUAACUUGGUGAGGUCUUCUUGUAGGAAAUCCACAGUCAAGGGGCUAAGCAGAAUUUUCCAGGCUUUUUUUCCCUGAUGCAAAUAGUUAUAACCUGUGCGGGGUGAUGAAUGUACCCUCCUUACCCCCCUCC
This is a messenger RNA of Eriocheir sinensis (Chinese mitten crab), 1929 nucleotides long. RefSeq lists its product as uncharacterized. The transcript is spliced from 4 exons. NCBI's taxonomy places the organism in Eukaryota, Metazoa, Arthropoda, Malacostraca, Decapoda, Varunidae. The record is from RefSeq and is a predicted model, not a curated record. The coding region runs from base 615 to 1874 and encodes 419 amino acids.